Messenger RNA from Cheilinus undulatus (humphead wrasse), 1509 nucleotides. It is a transcript of the gene mblac2, whose product is annotated as metallo-beta-lactamase domain containing 2. The record is from RefSeq and is a predicted model, not a curated record. The transcript has 3 exons. Lineage: Eukaryota; Metazoa; Chordata; Actinopteri; Labriformes; Labridae. The coding region runs from base 132 to 962 and encodes 276 amino acids.
GCCACCAUCACAUUUACCCCAAUGAAAACAUAUCACCUCUAGCAAGAAGGCUAGUUACAUCUCUCCGCCGCAAAAAUCAGCUGACAGUGCAACCCCCGCAGCAGGUUACUUCGACCAGUGCGCGAACUGGGAUGUCUGCAGCCGACUGGUACGCCCACAAAUCGCUCGGAGACGGACUCUUCUGGAUCCAGGAGCGAUUUUACCAGUCAGACAACCGGGCCAACAUCUGGUUGCUUCGAGGCUCGCACCAGGACGUAGUCAUAGACACCGGGCUGGGCUUGAGGAGCUUACCUGACUACAUCGACUCGAAGGGGCUGCUCGGCAAAGACCCGCAGAGGAAGAACCCGCUGCUGGCCAUCGCCACCCACGCCCACUUCGACCAUUCGGGUGGUCUGCAUCAGUUCCAACAGGUGGGCGUCCACAGCGCAGAGGUCGAUGCUUUGGCCAACGGAGACAACUUCGAGACGGUCACAUGGCUCAGCGACAGGGAGAUAGCCGAGGCUCCCAGUCCAGGAUGGAGGGCCAGACACUACAAAGUGAAAGCUGUGCAGCCCACUCACAUCCUGCAGGAGGGCGAUGUAAUUAACCUUGGGGACAGACAGCUGAUGGUGCUCCACAUGCCCGGUCACUCUCGGGGCAGCAUCUGCCUCCACGAUCGCGACAACAAGCUGCUUUUCAGUGGGGAUGUGGUGUAUGAUGGCGCCAUGAUUGACUGGCUGCCCUACAGCCGGGUCAGUGACUACAUCAGCAGCUGUGAGCGGCUGGUGGGGCUGGUGGACAGCGAGCAGGUUGACCAAGUCCUCCCAGGUCACUACAACACGUUUGGUGCAAAGCGGCUGAACAGGAUCGCGACCACAUAUAUCAGCAGAGCUGGCACGUGCCCUGCAAAGGUCUCCACGUUUGCCUGGAGCACUCUGGCCGGGGUGGCUCUGCGGGUUUGUAACCCACGGAGUGGCUGCUAAUGAGAGAAGAGAUGGUGGCGCUGGAGUAAGCACAAGUGCACACAAAAAUGUUUAAAUAUGGAGGACUUGGACGAGGGUGAGGAAUGGGGACCCUUAUUUAUCUGUAACUCGUUGUAACAUUGUUCAUUCACUUACGUAAUCCAACAGGAAACACAUAAUUGCCAAACUUUGUCGAAAAAUGCCACUAUUGGGUUACAUAAGUCAAUGAUAUCAGCAUCAUAUGAAGCAUAUAGUAUAAAGUAUUUAUGAGUGUAAUUCUGUUCUACAAUGAUGGAUAUGUAUAUGUUGCAUUAAAUAUGAUUAUAUGUAUGUUUUUAUACUCUGAGCAGUUAUGAAGUUAUUAUAGCACAAUAAUUGAACAACUCUGCACUGCAAACAGAAAGCAGGGAGCUAAAGUCCUAAUGGCCAUAGUAUCUCUCUAUGCAUUUUACAAUGCUCAGUGAAGACUCAGUGUCGACUACCUCCUGUGUUUGUAACAGUGCUUUGUACUUAUUUGACAAAUUUAAGGCUUUGCUAUGGAAACAUUGACAAUAAAGCCUCUGUUCUA